AUGGCCAGCCUCGGUUACAACGACAGCACCGCAUGUCUGAUCAUGGGGCAGAUAGUCGAACACCGGCCGCUUCGGUUGGCUUCCGACACAAAAGAGCCGGCUCAGGCCUACCAGUUGCGCAAUCUAAUGGCUCACCGAAGUAUGGCACCGGUCUGGGAUAAAAGCAUGCACGGACAGAUAGACGUCUAA
Penicillium hordei is the source of this 189-nucleotide messenger RNA. RefSeq lists its product as uncharacterized. The transcript has a single exon. NCBI's taxonomy places the organism in Eukaryota, Fungi, Ascomycota, Eurotiomycetes, Eurotiales, Aspergillaceae. The record is from RefSeq and is a predicted model, not a curated record. Bases 1 to 189 code for a protein of 62 amino acids.